Dermatophagoides pteronyssinus (European house dust mite) is the source of this 897-nucleotide messenger RNA. RefSeq names its product proteasome alpha7 subunit (gene Prosalpha7). The record is from RefSeq and is a predicted model, not a curated record. NCBI's taxonomy places the organism in Eukaryota, Metazoa, Arthropoda, Arachnida, Sarcoptiformes, Pyroglyphidae. Gene Ontology annotation, biological process: ubiquitin-dependent protein catabolic process. Gene Ontology annotation, cellular component: proteasome core complex, alpha-subunit complex; proteasome core complex.
AUUUUUCCACACUGCGGCCGCUUUUUGUCUGACACAAGUGACUAAGCGUUUUCAUUCGAAAUUAUCAUUUUUCAACAAAAAAAAAAUUUGAAACAAAUUCUUAACAAAAUGAGUGCUAUUGGAACCGGGUAUGAUUUAUCAGCUUCACAAUUUUCACCUGAUGGUCGUGUUUUUCAAAUUGAAUAUGCAUUGAAAGCAGUUGAUAAUAGCGGAACGGCCGUUGCAUUGAAAGGAAAAGAUGGUGUUGUAUUGGCAGUGGAAAAAAUUGUUACAUCAAAACUUUAUGAACCAGGAACAAAUAAAAGAAUUUUCAAAAUUGAUCAACAUAUAACGGCUGCUGUAGCAGGUUUAUUAGCCGAUGCUCGUACUAUUAUCGAUCGUGCUCGAGAUGAAGCUCGUGAUUAUCGUUCACAAUAUGGUAUUCCAAUACCGCUUGAACAUUUAAAAAAUCGUGUUGCAUUGUAUAUGCAUGCAUAUACAUUGUAUAGUGCUCUUCGGCCAUUUGGUUGUUCGGUUUUAUUUGCUGCUUAUGAUCCAUUGGAUGGACCGAAAUUAUUUUGCCUUGAUCCAUCAGGUAUUUCUUGGGGUUAUAAAGGUUGUGCUAUUGGUAAAGCAAAGCAAGCAGCCAAAACUGAAUUGGAAAAAAUUAAAUUUGCCGAAAUGAAUGUACGAAGUUUGAUUAAAGAAGCAUCACGAAUAAUUUAUAUGGUACAUGAUAAAGAAGGUAAAGAUAAACAAUUUGAAUUAGAAAUGGCAUGGAUUGGUGAAGAAACUAAAGGUUUACAUCAAUGGGUACCAAAACCAAUAUUUGAUGAUGCUGUUAGUCAUGCUGUAAAUGUGCUUAAACAACAAAGUGAUUCGGAUGAAGAAGAAUCAACAUCAUAAAAAUUUUUUUAA